GAGGGAUGGAUGGAGGAGGUGGAGGGUUGAUAAACUCACUCGCAGCAGUUCAGAUUCUCACUUCUGUCCUGGCCCCCUUCACGUCCCAGCAGGCCCUGCACUGCCACGUGUGACUCGGUGUCGUAGAGUUGUUGCUCGCCCACAGCGCCCCCUGCAGUCAUGUGUGAUGAUGAGGAGAGCACCGCUCUGGUCUGUGAUAAUGGAUCCGGUCUCUGUAAGGCCGGGUUCGCCGGAGACGACGCCCCCAGAGCCGUCUUCCCCUCCAUUGUGGGCCGACCCCGCCACCAGGGAGUGAUGGUGGGUAUGGGGCAGAAGGACAGCUAUGUGGGGGACGAGGCUCAGAGUAAGAGAGGAAUCCUCACCCUGAAAUAUCCCAUCGAACACGGCAUCAUCACCAACUGGGACGACAUGGAGAAGAUCUGGCAUCACUCCUUCUACAACGAGCUGCGAGUGGCUCCAGAGGAACAUCCCACCCUGCUGACUGAAGCUCCUCUCAACCCCAAAGCCAACAGGGAGAAGAUGACGCAGAUCAUGUUCGAGACCUUUAAUGUUCCCGCCAUGUACGUGGCCAUCCAGGCCGUCCUGUCCCUGUACGCCUCUGGGCGUACCACAGGUAUCGUCCUGGACUCCGGCGACGGCGUCACCCACAAUGUGCCGAUCUACGAGGGCUACGCUCUGCCUCACGCCAUCAUGAGGUUGGACCUGGCGGGCCGCGACCUCACCGACUACCUCAUGAAGAUCCUGACUGAGCGAGGCUACAGCUUCGUCACCACCGCCGAGAGAGAAAUUGUGCGGGACAUCAAGGAGAAGUUGUGCUACGUCGCUCUGGACUUUGAGAACGAGAUGGGGACGGCGGCCACCUCGUCCUCUCUGGAGAAGAGCUACGAGCUGCCCGACGGACAGGUCAUCACCAUCGGCAACGAGAGGUUCCGCUGCCCCGAGACGCUGUUCCAGCCCUCCUUCAUCGGUAUGGAGUCGGCAGGUAUCCAUGAGACGACCUACAACAGCAUCAUGAAGUGUGACAUUGACAUCCGUAAGGACCUGUACGCCAACAACGUUCUGUCCGGAGGAACCACCAUGUACCCGGGUAUCGCUGACCGCAUGCAGAAGGAGAUCACCGCGCUGGCUCCCAGCACCAUGAAGAUCAAGAUCAUCGCCCCCCCAGAGAGGAAGUACUCGGUGUGGAUCGGCGGCUCCAUCCUGGCCUCCCUGUCCACCUUCCAGCAGAUGUGGAUCAGCAAGCAGGAGUACGACGAGGCCGGACCCUCCAUCGUCCACCGCAAGUGCUUCUAGAAAGAUCCGUCAGGGUCUUCCCCUUCCUCCAGCCCCCCCCCCCCCCCCCCCCCCCGGGUUCUGGUUUCAGCCCCAGCACGUCUUAUUAGCCCUCGCCAGCACCAGCUAACAGGUCCCAGAUCAGUUCCACAAAAACAUCCACAGCAGGAAGUCAACUAUGUUUUUGGUAUUUAGGAAGAUGCUAAAAAUCCCUUUCUGGUUCCAUAAAAAGGAAGUGAUGUCAUCGUUUGUACCUUCAGAUGUUUUUGGUGAACUGAACCUUUAAUUAUUCAGAACUUCCAUCAGCCAAACAUCCUCCCUGUCUGCUCACCUGUAAAACUGUGAAUGUGGCGCUUGUCCUCCAUCUUUAACCCCCCCCCCCCCACCCCCCCGAAUCCACCUGCAACCCCCGCCCCCCUCACUCCACCUGUGGCCCCGCCCCCCCGUCCUCCAUGUUGGUACUGUUUCUUGUCAAAAAGUGUGUUUUUAUUUUUGAUGAAUAAAGCUUGAACGCUGCCCGCUGGUGUUAUCUUCCAUCGUUGGGGAAUAGAGCACUUUCACACGGUGUAUGAUGAUGUCACACGGUGUAUGAUGAUGUCACACGGUGUAUGAUGAUGUCACAGCUGUUGAACUCUGGGUAGGUGAACAGGAGGCGUGGCCUCAUGGUGCUGUCUGCAGUGAAACAUGUAAAGAUGGCGUGUGAUGUGAUGUGAUGUGAUGUGAUGUGACGUCAACAACAUGGAAGCGAUGAUGAUGAUGAUGAUGAUGAUGAUGAUGAUGAUGAUGAUGAUGAUGAUUGGCCAGGAAGACAAUAAAGAGCUCUCAUACAACCAAACUGUGCUUCAGUUUCCUCACUGACACACUUCAGCUCCUCUAACGACACCACGGAGCUCGUUAACAGACAGGACAGGAAGGAGGACGGCAUUUAGUGACGGACUAAAGCAGAUCAAUAGUUUCACCGUUAAAUCACUGAUUUAAACGAGCAACUCGGUUCUAUUAAAUGUCCCGAAACAACAAACGCAGAGUCUGUGGUUCAGGUGUGUCUGAUGUCAGUCGACAUCGACGUCAUGAAGGAAGGAAACACCAACACACACACACGCGUCAGAGCAGCAGCUGCUGUUUUAUUACCAAAAUGGCCGUUAGUUUAAAAACAACUCACACACAGUAAAACAUCUGCUGGCACCAUUCUGCAUCCCCAAAACCACCACUCCAACACUUCUCCACAAGAAAAUAACAAUCAAGUUAAAAAAUACAGUUUCUGUUUUCAUAAGAAAGUCAAUAAUAGAAACGUAGAAGUGGGAGAUAAACUGCUCUUCUUCUAUUGUUGGUUGUUUAUUGAGUGAAACAGUGAGAGGAGCAGUGCGUCCUGCAUCACAACGCUGUUUAUUCUGCUCAAAUAAACUUGAUUGAAUGUUUAGUAGGACUUGUUAUAUUACAGGAAAAACUGAGACUCAAAGUCAGUGACGUUUGUAGAAAAGCUGAAACAGACUGUUAGUUUCUCUUUAUUGAUUAUAAACUGAUGCAGAUGGUUCAGUAAAGGCUCCGCAUGAAUAAAACCUGAGAUGUCAGCUCUUGUCUCCUGCCUGUAGGAGGCGCAGUGAGCAGCUCAUCUGCAUCUGUUUCACUUGAUAAAUCACAUUUAUUUAAACACAUUUGGCCUUUAAACAGAUUCAUGAAUCUCUUCUCGUCUGAAAAACAUUCACGUUGUUGUUGGUUUUUCAUCAGGAGGCACCGCAGCUCACAACACACAACACACACACACAACACACACAACACA
Molecule: messenger RNA, 3049 nt
Organism: Thunnus maccoyii (southern bluefin tuna)
Lineage: Eukaryota; Metazoa; Chordata; Actinopteri; Scombriformes; Scombridae
Gene: acta2
Product: actin alpha 2, smooth muscle
Exons: 9
Coding region: 160-1293 (377 amino acids)
Source: RefSeq, a predicted model, not a curated record